Porites evermanni is the source of this 2001-nucleotide messenger RNA. The record is from the annotation of a GenBank genome assembly. Lineage: Eukaryota; Metazoa; Cnidaria; Anthozoa; Scleractinia; Poritidae.
AUGCUAUAUACAUACAUUUUAGAUGACAGCAUUAAGAGUCCGACUCUGAUUCUGAGAGCUGAUCACUCGACUCUUUUAUUUCUCCGAUACAUAUCUCGAUGCAUCCUCGGAGACCCAGGGGCAGAUAGUGGGGGCGAGGGAAAGUCUAAACUGGCGGAAAAAUAUGGCACAAAAAAAAAGUAAAGACUUUUCUUCGUGCCUUAUUUUUCCGCCCGUUUAGACUUUCCCUCGCCCCCACUAUCUGCCACUGGGUCUCCGAGGAUGAUCUCGAUGCUUCUGUGAUUGUAAACCUUUUUCCGUUUGUCGGUUGAUGCACAAACGCUAAACGCCUUCUCUUCAGUUGUUUCCUUCUCGACAGUCAUGGCUUGGUUUAUGCUUAGUCCGAAAGUUGACAUGACAUUUAAUCGAACUGAGAUAUUUUAGCAAGUGAACUCUAUAUUCCGUCAAUUUUCAGUGAAGAUGCUUUUACGGAAGACGAAGACGAAGAUAAAGACGACGAUGCGGAAAUUGAUGCGGAAACUGAAGAGUCGGAUGAUCCUGAAAGGUAAACUGCAUGAUUUCACACAUUCAACAAACAGCGUUUUUACUUCUUUUCGACUAAGGACUAAUUUUCAUACUGAGCCGAAGAGAAUCCUCCACUGAGACCAGACAUAUCUCUCUGUCUCAGAAAUAAUUUCCCAAAUACAUGAUGACAUCAGACAUGUUUUUCUCUUCACCAAGCGUCGUUUAGGUACUAAAUUAUCAAAUCAGUUGACCACUCGCUGAGCUUUUAACAAAACCAAAAGCCCGCGGAGCGGGUACAAAUGGCAUAUUUCCCUCAUGAAUUGCCACCAACCUCGGGAUCAGAUAGUGAAGUCAGUUAACAAGUUACUUUCUACAACUUUCAAUAUGAACUGCGAAUCUGUCAGCGCAACUGUCAAUCAACUCGCAAUUAGGGUUAGGCGACCUUUUAUCGCCCAUCUUUUAUUCUUUCUUGAUGCGUCUCCUCCACAGAGCACUUCCUUAAAAGAAAUUGACGGAUAGUGCUAGUCAACAAUUUACGCGCUCCAAUUUUUUAAUCGCUACAGUCCUGAUUGUUCCUUAUAACUAACAAUCUAUUCCUCUCCUUUCAGUCCAAACCCUGUUUCUCAAGAUGACGAUGAAAACGACAAUGCAGAGUUAGAGAAUGCUGAAAGGUAAACCAUAUUCCAUGCAAUUAAAAACUGAUUGAUUCGAACCUUUUCUGGUGUAUUUUUUUCCCUUUAGUUGACGCCAUCAUUGAUAAUAAAAAAGAUAUACCAUUAUUUCAACUAUUUUCAUAUUUUCGUACAGCCUGCACACUCAGGCUGCUGUUCAUAAUCACUGCCAGAAAAAAGAAAGGCUGACCGUCGUUUUGAGUCAUUUUCUAAUUUUUCCAAGUGAUAGAGGAAAGAAAAUGUCGACUUUUUCAAGUUUCAUUGCAUUUUACCGAACAAACUUCUUAACCGUUUUUUUUUUUUUUGCGCAUUACUAGGUGACUAUUUCCUCUGUUUAGACUCUGUUGAGUUUAGGAAGAAUUGCAUCUCGCUGACUCUACUCCUUUCAGUUUUCACCUAAUCCGGCAGGAAACGAUUGACCAAGGAAUUCGACCUUUUACUUCAUGAUAGCAAUUGUUUAAAAAAACUUACUGAAAAACUGAAAUAUGUUAGCAAGUGUAAGUCACAACCAUUUCAACAAAUUUAAACGUCGUAGCGCUGACUUGCACGCAUUCUGUUUGAUAAGUGAAAAAAUGUUCAUAUCAUUGUAAAUAACUGACGAAUGUCUUUUGUUUUCAGUGUUUCCAUGACAACACGCAGGCCAGCAGCAGUUCCGAAGGCUUUAUAUUGGCGCCGCCGCAGACGCCGACGAAGCUACUAUCGACGCCGACGAAGCUAUUAUCGACGCCGACGAAGCUACUAUCGACGCCGACGAAGCUACUAUCGACGCAGAUAUUAUACACGCCGACGAAGCUCCUACCGACGUCGCUAUAUUGGAAAAAAAUGA